Molecule: messenger RNA, 2020 nt
Organism: Solea solea (common sole)
Lineage: Eukaryota; Metazoa; Chordata; Actinopteri; Pleuronectiformes; Soleidae
Product: free fatty acid receptor 3
Exons: 1
Coding region: 402-1403 (333 amino acids)
Biological process (GO): positive regulation of calcium ion transport; G protein-coupled receptor signaling pathway; positive regulation of insulin secretion
Cellular component (GO): plasma membrane
Molecular function (GO): bioactive lipid receptor activity
Source: RefSeq, a predicted model, not a curated record
CACUAAAUUAUUCUGAAUCAUUUCACCUGAGGGUCCAGAUGCUACCUGUCUCUGCUGAGCGGACCAUUAGAGCAGCCUGGUGCCGGCUAAACGCAUCCAGACUUCCACAUGAGUGGAUGCGUCUCCUUAUCUUGCGUGUCAUGAUGUCGUGUCGUGUGCACCUCGCCCCCCGCCGCGCCCACAUGCAUCAGCACCAUCACGGCCAACGCCUCCUUUUCUCUCACACAUGGUGCUUCUUCUGUCAAAGAGUCCACUCUGAAACUUGACAGAGCAAAGAACUUGUAUGUAACUUUUCUGUUUGAGUUUGUUUGAUGAUUCGUGUUUGUCAUGGUAAACCGGAGGAAGUGCUGCCUCUCUUUCUGGACCUCCGAUGUCUUUUAGCAGAUUUGUGAAGUGAAGCGAUGCAUGUGAAGGUCAAAGACUGUGUCGCUCUCAUCGUCUACACCUUCACCUUCCUGUUGGGACUUCCCGCCAACCUGUUCGUCCUCUUCGUGUACGUGCGCAAGGCCCGCAAGCGCGGUGCCACGCCCAACGUGGUCUACGCCCUGAACUUGUGCCUGGCCAACCUGGCCCUGGUGGCCUGGCUGCCGGUCAAAGCUCUGGAGACGCUGCGUCAGGACUGGAAGCUGCCGUCGCUCGUCUGCACCGUCUACAGCUUCUUCCUCUUCUCGUCGCUGUACGGCUGCUGCCUCUUCAUCACCGCCGUGACCGUGGGGCGCUACCUCAGCAUCGCCUUCCCCAUCGUCUACAAGAGAUACCGCCAUGCUCGCAUCUCUUGCUUUAUUAGCGCGGCACUUUGGGUGUUGGUGCUGCUCCACCUGGGCUUCGGCCUGGCGGCUGAAGGGGGCGCUCACUUUGUCUCUGUCAAAAAUGACACGUCAGUUUGCUACGACAAUUUCAGCCCCUCGCAGCUGGCCAUUCUGCUGCCUCUACGCCUGGAGAUGGCCAUCGUCCUGUUUCUGUGUCCCCUGAUAGUGACGUCCUUCUGCACGCUGCGCUGCGUGACUCUGGUGUGGCGUUCAAAUUUGCCCCUCAUGGGGAAGAGAAGGGUCCUGGCUGUCGCUCUCUCCACCCUGGCCGUGUUCGUGGUGUGCUACGCCCCGUACAACGCCUCGCACAUCGUGGGGUUUGCACUAGGGACAAACGUGGAGUGGAGGACAUGCGCGAUGCUCACAAGCUCCUGUAACGUUUUCCUGGAACCCGUGGUCAUGCUGAUGCUGUCGCCCGCAGGGUCCAGAGGCAUCAUGGGAAGAAUGUGCGGACGACAAAGUCAGUUCAGCCAGAUGGAAGGGGCUCGCCAUCAGUGCAACACCACCAACGGUGCCGCUAAUGCCAGGGCGCCACCUACAGUAUCUGAGAGGAGCCAAGUAGGGGUGGAGGUGAUGAAUGUCAGUCAGGAGUGAGGUCAGUGGACAGUCAGGGACAGAUUUCAACCACUUAACAAAAGGCUGACCUAAUAAAAUAUACACCUGCUUAUGUCAACAAUAUUUUAAGAAUAUAUUCACUGCCUUUUCUAAACCUUCUCACUCUCCUGCACCAAAGUCCAUAGCGAAAAUCUGCGUUUUUAGCACACAAGGACACAGAAGCUGCUGGUCUACUGCUGCCUCGUGUGGUCAGUUUGUGUCACUCAGCUAAAUCUGGAUGAUGGAUUUCGAACACCGAAGUCCCAAAUUAACACAUUUAAGAUGACUGAUGGAGUUCAGCAGUGGAUCAAUUUUAUGUAAAUGUUAUUUUGUGCCAAGAUGUUAAAACGAUGAUUUUCUCUAUGGACUUUGGUGUGGGGGAGUGAGCGGUUUACAAAGCUGUCAAACAAGGAGAGAAAGAGGCAAACAUAUUCUUACACUGGCUUGGAUUUUGUUCAGUGAGCCUUUCAUUAAGUGGCUAAACCCGAUUUUAAGGAGAGUCUGGUAGAAGACAAACAUCCUUGAAAGUCCAGAGUCAUCAGUGUUAUCUGACCAGAUCCACUUUACCUUCUCCUCGUGGAUGAACCAGCAAAUAAUCUAGACUUUAUCUCUGCCUG